This is a messenger RNA of Procambarus clarkii (red swamp crayfish), 1617 nucleotides long. RefSeq names its product notchless (gene Nle). Gene Ontology annotation, cellular component: nucleolus. The record is from RefSeq and is a predicted model, not a curated record. Gene Ontology annotation, molecular function: protein binding. Gene Ontology annotation, biological process: ribosomal large subunit assembly; Notch signaling pathway. NCBI's taxonomy places the organism in Eukaryota, Metazoa, Arthropoda, Malacostraca, Decapoda, Cambaridae.
CCCUGACGCGUGGUGUUGGUCAGUGUGGUCGUGGUCCGUCAUGAGGAUGGAGGAAGAGAGCAAACGUGAUCAUGAAGAUUCUGGACCUUCACCUGAGAAGAUAAUGAGAAUGGAGGAUGCUGCAAGUUAUAUAAACAGUAACGAGAGUAAAAUUAAUACGUUAGCUCAGUUCCAAUCUGAGUCGGGUGAAGCUGCGGGGCCUCCCAUUGAGUUACCUUUGGCGUUGGCUCGUGAUAAACUCCAACAAAUCCUCAAUGUUCUCCUCAACCAGAAUGAGAGUAUCCCAUACAGCUUUUUUGUUAAUGAAAAGGAGGUGACUACUAGCUUAAAUGGUGUAAUAGACUCAUCAACAAGUGAAGAGAAGGUGAUGACCAUUCUUUACCAACCACAAGCAGUGUUCAGAGUACGAGCUGUCACUAGGUGUACCUCCUCAUUACCUGGCCAUGCAGAAGCUGUUCUCUCAGCUUCGUUCAGUCCUGAUGGGCAACACUUGGCAUCUGGAUCUGGGGACACCACUGUACGGUUUUGGGAUAUUAACACAGAAACUCCACACUUUGUUUGUAAAGGUCAUCGACACUGGGUGCUGGUUACAGCUUGGUCCCCAGAUGGUGAACGUUUAGCUUCUGGAUGUAAAUCGGGACAAAUUUUCAUUUGGGACCCCACAACUGGAAAACAGUUGGGUCGAGCAUUGACUGGGCACAAACAGUGGGUGACAUCACUCUGCUGGGAACCUCUUCACCUGACAGCCAGUGGCGAGAGCACAAGAUUAGCUUCAGCUGGUAAGGAUGGCGAUGUCAGAAUAUGGAACACCAAGCUGGGAUCUUGUGAGAAGGUGUUGACGAACCAUUUACAAAGUGUGACAGCUCUGAGGUGGAGCGGUGAGGACCUUCUUUACUCUGCCUCUCAGGAUAGAACCAUAAAGGUCUGGAGAGCUUCAGAUGGUGUUAUGUGUCGGACUCUACAAGGACAUGGACAUUGGGUAAAUACACUAGCCCUCAACACAGACUAUGCUUUAAGAACUGGAGCAUUUGAUCCUCAGUCAUUAAUGAAGGAAAGACCUGAAAUAACUGCUGUUGAGAAAAGACGAACUUGUGCUGAAAAACGUUAUAAGGAAGCUCUGGCAGCUGCAGGUGGAGUAGAAAGGUUAGCAUCUGGCUCAGAUGAUUUUACACUCUUUCUGUGGGAACCUGCCAAGGAACGCAAACCUAUUGAACGCAUGACUGGGCAUCAGCAACUGGUAAACGAUGUAAAAUUCUCACCCGACACCCGCAUUAUUGCAUCGGCUUCAUUUGACAAGAGCAUAAGACUGUGGAGUGGACUGAAUGGAAAGUUCAUAGGUGUUUUACGAGGCCAUGUUGGCGGUGUUUACCAGAUUGCAUGGUCUGCUGAUUCUCGGCUUCUUGUGAGUGGCAGUAAAGACUCCACACUUAAAGUUUGGAAUGUGUCGACUAAAAAAAUAGAAAUGGAUCUUCCUGGUCAUGCAGAUGAGGUUUUCACCGUGGACUGGUCCCCAGAUGGCCAACGAGUUGUCAGUGGAGGAAAGGAUAAAAUUCUGAAGUUAUGGAGACGGUAAAUCAGGCAAAUUAUAAACUCAUGACUAAUAAAAAUUAGCAACAA